AUGCAUAUGAUAUCUGAGAAAAUCACCGACCUGUCGAUGGACGUGGACGGUAAGAGACAAAAGAUAUACGGCCCCGAGCUGUGUAUGAGGUUGGCCCGACACGACGGUAGGAAGUACGCAGAAUUGUCGCUUGAAAAUGCGGACAACUACCGGCUCUUCGCAUUGGGAGCUACCCUAGCGGAGGUCAACUGGUGGCCGAAUGGGUACCAGGUCAAUGUCGAGGGGCAGAAAGAAUCAUAUUAA
This is a messenger RNA of Penicillium alfredii, 243 nucleotides long. RefSeq lists its product as uncharacterized. The transcript has 2 exons. Gene Ontology annotation, molecular function: metallopeptidase activity. Bases 1 to 243 code for a protein of 80 amino acids. NCBI's taxonomy places the organism in Eukaryota, Fungi, Ascomycota, Eurotiomycetes, Eurotiales, Aspergillaceae. The record is from RefSeq and is a predicted model, not a curated record.